This is a messenger RNA of Salvelinus fontinalis (brook trout), 4273 nucleotides long. RefSeq names its product G patch domain and ankyrin repeats 1 (gene gpank1). The transcript is spliced from 5 exons. The record is from RefSeq and is a predicted model, not a curated record. Lineage: Eukaryota; Metazoa; Chordata; Actinopteri; Salmoniformes; Salmonidae. The coding region runs from base 165 to 1313 and encodes 382 amino acids. Gene Ontology annotation, molecular function: nucleic acid binding; protein binding.
GGGCUAUUUACGUGACGUAGAAAAUAGUGGACAUGACGCCGCAAACCAACAACAACAAAAAUGGAGGCACGCUACUUUACCUCAGGUGACUGUAACGGUACUGUCGCCUAGCCUGUCUAGCGGUCAGCUAGCUAUUCCAGCGCCGCCGCUCAACCGGCCCAGCCAUGAGCUCGCUAAGCUACUUCACCCCGGCCCGAGAGGAAGAGCUGCUGUGGUCGGGGAACGCAGGCGCAGCCACCGGACCUCAACCCAGCACCCUCGGAGGAGAGGAGGCACGGCGCUUCUAUCAAAGCGUCAUAGAAGAGGGAGGUGCAGGAGAGAGACGAGGAAUGGAGCAGAGGGGGAGAGAGAACCGCAGGGGGAGAGAGGGGAGGGGAAGAGCAGGGCAGCACGUCCAGGCUAGCAGGCAGCAGGCUAGCACCACCAGUACUACCACGGAGCUGGAGGGGCUGAGACUGCUGCGUUGUGCCCAGGAAGGUGACCUGUCUGGGGUGAGAGGCCUGCUGUCCCGGGGGGUGGAUGUCAACUUCCAGGACAGCUGGUGGUGGACAGGUGUGAUGUGUGCAGCGGCGGCAGGGCAGCGGGGUGUCGUUAGGCUCCUCCUCCGGCAGGGGGCGGCGUGGGUGGGCGUGGUCGACACGCAGGGCCGGGACGCCAGGGAGCUGGCGCGGAUGGCGGGGCAUAGCGGGGUCCUAGAGGAACUGGACCACUACGGGUCUCCGCAGGACUGUGACCAUGAGACGGGUGACCGGCAUGGGAGACAGAGGGGGCAACACAACCAUUACAGGAGAGAGACGCAGGACCAUCAGGACCACAGUUCUCCCCCAGCGGUAGCAGCAGUCCAGACCCAUCAGAACCAGUCCACCCAGAAUCAGACCCAAUGGUGUCCAGUCUGCAGUGUCCACUACUCCUCUCCUCCAGAGACGCACCUCUCCUCCACUCUCCACCUGUUCUCUCUCUCCCGCCCUGCCCCCCCUCCCCACUACUGCCUCCCCCCCUCCACCCCCGCCUACCAGAUGAUGCUGCGCUCCGGAUGGACCCCUGGGGGGGGGCUGGGGCCCGAGGGGGAGGGUCACAAACAGCCGGUCCGGACCGUCCUGAAGAGGGACAGUAGAGGCCUGGGGUAUGGACCCACACCCCGACCCAAGGUCACACACUUCCAACCUAAAGACCCGCAGGCAGUCAGACGGACGGGGAAGGAGGGUCGGGGGGAGAGGGGGAGGAGGGGGAUGAAGGAGGAGAGCAGGAGGGAGGAGAAGGACAGGAACUGGGAGAGGGACUUCCGCUCUUCCUUUAACACCUUUGACCCCUGACCUCUAAACGCUGACCCAGGGACACCUGUUGUAGUCAGUUUCUCUCUAGUGUACACUCUGCUCUCUGUAGUGUACACUCUGCGCUCUCUCUCUCUCUCUCUCUCUCUCUCUCUGUCUCUGUAGUGUACACUCUGCUCUCUCGCUCUCUCUGUAGUGUACACUCUGCUCUCUCUCUCUCUCUCUCUCUCUCUCUCUCUCUCUCUCUCUCUCUCUCUCUCUCUCUCUGUCUCUCUGUAGUGUACACUCUGCGCUCUCUCUCUCUCUCUCUCUCUCUCUGUAGUGUACACUCUGCUCUCUCUCUCUCUCUCUCUCUCUCUCUCUCUGUAGUGUACACUCUGCUCUCUCUCUCUCUCUCUCUCUCUCUCUCUCUCUCUCUCUGUAGUGUACACUCUGCUCUCUCUCUCUCUCUCUCUCUCUCUCUGUAGUGUACACUCUGCUCUCUCUCUCUCUCUCUCUCUCUCUCUCUCUCUCUCUCUGUAGUGUACACUCUGCUCUCUCUCUCUCUCUCUCUCUCUCUCUGUAGUGUACACUCUGCUCUCUCUCUCUCUCUGUAGUGUACACUCUGCUCUCUCUCUCUCUCUGUAGUGUACACUCUCUCUCUCUGUCUCUCUCUCUCUCUGUAGUGUACAUUCUGCUCUCUCUCUCUCUCUCUCUCUGUAGUGUACACUCUGCUCUCUCUCUCUCUCUCUCUCUCUGUAGUGUACACUCUGCUCUCUCUCUCUCUCUCUCUCUCUCUCUGUAGUGUACACUCUGCUCUCUCUCUCUCUCUCUCUCUGUAGUGUACACUCUGCUCUCUCUCUCUCUCUCUCUGUAGUGUACACUCUGCUCUCUCUCUCUCUGUAGUGUACACUCUGCUCUCUCUCUCUCUCUCUCUCUCUCUCUCUCUCUCUGUAGUGUACACUGCUCUCUCUCUCUCUCUCUUUCUCUGUAGUGUACACUCUGCUCUCUCUCUCUCUCUCUCUGUAGUGUACACUCUGCUCUCUCUCUCUCUGUAGUGUACACUCUGCUCUCUCUCUCUCUCUCUCUCUCUCUCUCUCUCUCUCUCUCUCUCUCUGUAGUGUACACUGCUCUCUCUCUCUCUCUCUCUCUGUAGUGUACACUCUGCUCUCUCUCUCUCUCUCUCUCUCUCUCUCUCUCUCUCUCUCUCUCUCUCUGUAGUGUACACUCUGCUCUCUCUCUCUCUCUCUCUGUAGUGUACACUCUGCUCUCUCUCUCUCUCUCUCUGUAGUGUACACUCUGCUCUCUCUCGCUCUCUGUAGUGUACACUCUGCUCUCUCUCUCUCUCUGUAGUGUACACUCUGCUCUCUCUGUAGUGUACACUCUGUGCGCUCUCGCUCGCACUCAAAGGGUCUGAAUACUUCUGUAAAUAAGGUAUUUCAGUUUUUUAUUUGUAAUAAAUUUGCAAGCAUUUCUGAAAACCAGUUUUUGCUCUGUCAUUAUGGGGUAUUUUCUCCGCCCUACCUGUUUCUCCACAGGGCCAAGGGCCCAUUUAUGGCUUGAUAAUGAAGUGUUACUCUACUGAGGAUCUCCACCGGGGCUUGAUAAUGAAGUGUUACUCUACUGGGGGCUUGAUAAUGAAGUGUUACUCUACUGAGGAGAAACACUGGGGCUUGAUAAUGAAGUGUUACUCUACUGAGGAUCUCCACCGGGGCUUGAUAAUGAAGUGUUACUCUACUGGGGGCUUGAUAAUGAAGAGUUACUCUACUGAGGAUCUCCACCGGGGCUUGAUAAUGAAGUGUUACUCUACUGGGGGCUUGAUAAUGAAGUGUUACUCUACUGAGCAGUUACACUGGGGCUUGAUAAUGAAGUGUUACUCUACUGAGGAGUUACACUGGGGCUUGAUAAUGAAGUGUUACUCUACUGAGGAGUUACACUGGGGCUUGAUAAUGAAGUGUUACUCUACUGAGGAGUUACAUUGGGGCUUGAUAAUGAAGUGUUACUUCAUUAUCAAGAGACAGGACGGACAGCUGAUCGUCCUCGCAGUGGCAGACCACAUGUAACAACACCUGCACAGGAUCGGUACAUCCGAACAUCACACCUGCGGGACAGGUACAGGACAGGACAACAACUGCCAGAGUUACACCAGGAACGCACAAUCCCUCUAUCAGUGCUCAGACUGUCCGCAAUAGGCUGAGAGAGGCUGGACUGAGGGCUUGUAGGCCUGUUGUAAGGAAGGUCCUCACCAGACAUCACCAGACAGGACUGGCAAAAAGUGCUCUUCACUGACGAGUUGUGCUUUUGUCUCACCCAGGGGUGGUGGUCGGAUUCACAUUUAUCCUCGAAGGAAUGAGCGUUAAACCGAGGCCUGUACUCUGGAGCGGGAUCAAUUAGGAGGUGGAGGGUUCAUCAUGGUCUGGAGCGGUGUGUCACAGCAUCAUCGGACUGACCUUGCUGUCAUUGCAGGCAAUCUCAACGCUGUGCGUUACAGGGAAGACAUCCUCCUCCCUCAUGUGGUACCCUUCAUGCAGGGUCAUCCUGACAUGACCCUCCAGCAUGACGAUGCCACCAGCCAUACUGCUCGUUGUGUGUGAUUUCCUGCAAGACAGGAAUGUCAGUGUUCUGCCAUGGCCAGCGAAGAGCCCGGAUCUCAAUAAUCUCAUCGAGCACGUCUGGGACCUGUUGGAUCGGAGGGUGAGGGCUAGGGCCAAUCCCCCCCUAGAAAUUUCCGGGAACUUGCUGGUGCCUUGGUGGAAGAGUGGGGUAACAUCUCACAACUAGAACUGGCAAAUCUGGUGCAGUCCAUGAGGAGGCGAUGCACUGCAGUACUUAAUGUAGCUGGUGGCCACAGCAGAUACUGACUGUUACUUUUGAUUUUGACUCCUUCUUUGUUCAGGGACACAUUAUUCAAUUUCUGUUAGUCACAUGUCUGUGGAAUUUGUUCAGUUUAUGUUUCAGUUGUUGAAUCUUACGUUCAUACAAAUAUUUCAAGUUUGCUGAAAAUAAAACGCAGUUGACAGUGA